AUGCCCAAACUCCAGAAGGGAGGAGAAAACAAGAUCGCAUUCAAAAAGUGUGCUUUUGCAAAGAAUUUGAAAAUCUUAGCCAAGGCAUUUGAGCCAUUCGUUCAAGAAUUAUCUAAUGAUCUCGAAAUUCAAGCCUUGUUGAAGAAAUUAGAUAGCCAAGAUCUGCAUCCAAAAGGCCUUGAAGAUUCCCGGUACCAACACUCUAGCAGCGAUGCUAGUGAUAAGUUGCAAGUACUUUUCGAGGAAUUUCCUGGUACUUCAUCUGUUUUCUUCAUAGGCACAUCAUCAAAUCCAGGCUUGACCAUUCCCCUGGAAGAUCUACAGAAACUUGCUGCAGGAAGCUGGAUUUCGGAUACUGUUGUAGAUGCAGUCAUGCAUCUAUAUCAUGAGAAGAAGCCAAGGGAUUUGUACUUGUUGAGUUCGUCCAACCUCGAAAUAUUCAAUAGCGAGCCAAAGGAGAUUAAAAAAGGUCUUUGUAAGAUAGUACUUUACGUCAAGGCCUUUAGAAGUCACUGGACCACCCAACUUGCACAAAUUACCACACCAGUUGGACCCAAAGCAACUAUCUCGAUCAAUAUCAAGGUGUGGGAUAGCCCUGACACUAGACACACGCCGACUUUGGAUUUCCAAAGAUGGCUAACGGAAGUCCUCAUGUUGGAACAAGACCCAAGACAGUCAAGUGUUCAGUACAAAGAAUGA
This is a messenger RNA of Botrytis byssoidea, 699 nucleotides long. RefSeq lists its product as uncharacterized. The record is from RefSeq and is a predicted model, not a curated record. The transcript has 3 exons. NCBI's taxonomy places the organism in Eukaryota, Fungi, Ascomycota, Leotiomycetes, Helotiales, Sclerotiniaceae. The coding region runs from base 1 to 699 and encodes 232 amino acids.